This is a messenger RNA of Cuscuta europaea, 2593 nucleotides long. Lineage: Eukaryota; Viridiplantae; Streptophyta; Magnoliopsida; Solanales; Convolvulaceae. The record is from the annotation of a GenBank genome assembly.
CGCGGAAGAAGCAUUUUCAUUCGUUAAUAAUGGCGCCUUUUAUUCCCACAUGUCACCAACCAAAAAACCUACUCCCCAAUCAAAAACCUACUCGCCGAUCGCCGCUCAGCUCUGUAUAUGGACCCUCGCCUAGCUUCUCGGCCAAAUUUCCCGAUGAUCCGCCGGGUGGGCUUUUUACCUCCUCAAUUACCCCAUUCUGAUCCGCUCGAAGAUCCACGGUCAAUAUUGCAGUCUUCAAGUACCAUCUUGUCCCCCGUGAUGAUUGUUCCUCACCCUCUCCGCGACUCCGACGCUGCUUCCCAUUCCGCAGGCAUUCCGGUUCCCGCCACAGCUUCCAUGCGGAUUUCGCAGGGCGACGGCGAGGACGAUGCGCAGUUAGUUGUCGGGAGCUACGACGCCUCCCAAACUGUUGCCGGAAGCUCACCGACGUCUAGCGGAAUCGGCCUAGUAGCUGGUGAGUUCUCCAUGGACUCGGCUAACUGGAUUCUCCCCGAAGAUUCGCAGAAGUUACUCCCGGCUUUGUGCAACGUCGGCUCUGAACAUACCACAGCCGCAGACAAGUUGGCUGGCCCCAACAGCACUUCGAAGCGUGGUGGAAUAUCUGACAAUGACGAUGGUGGCCAAAAAGCAGUGGAGAAGCCGAAACAAGUGCAAGAAAGCUCAAAGCAGCAAAAAGAGAAAACUACAAAAGCAGAAAGGAGAGCUCUCCAGGAGGCUCAAAGAGCUGCCAAAGCUGCUUCAAGAGCUGUUGGCAAUAAACCUGCGGUUGGGGGAUCACCAGCUUCAGUAUGUGAAAAAAGUGAAGAAAUUCCAAAAGUUUUGAAGCAAAGUUCACAUAAGCAAGAUAGCAACAUAAUGUCAACCUCAUCAACCAUGGAGAAGAAAAGAAGUAACCAAACACUGGUGAAAGAUAGGAAAAAUGAUAUUCCUGCACCACGCAUGCAGUUUGAUGAUAAGGGCCGUGUAGCAAAGGCCAAAAAGCGUGCAUUACUUAAACAAACGGAAUCUAGAAAUAGAGUAGAGAUGUUUCUGCAUUUGCGUCAGUAUGAACAUGGAACUCAGCUUCAUGAUCUUGAGUCAAAAUUCUUCCAGCUUGAUUCAAUGCAUCCUGCUAUAUACAAGGUCGGGGUACAACAUUUGGCUGGAGAUCUUUCUGGGAGUAAUGCACGCUGUGUUGCUAUGCUUCAGGCAAUUAAGGAAGCCAUUAACGACUACUCCCUUCCCCAGGGAAAAACAUUCGUAACUAGUGAUAUAAUUUCAAAGAUCAAAAGUUAUGCUUCAUAUUUUGACGAAUGCAGGCCACUAUCAAUCAGUAUGGGUAAUGCAAUUCAGUUUUUAAGGGGCCGUAUAGCCAAGUUACCUCACACAUUAUCCGAAUCAGAAGUAAAGGAAAAUUUGUUUUCAGAUAUAGAUGGUUUCAUCAAUGAGAAGAUAGUUUCAGCAGAUAAAGUAAUAAUAGGACAUGGUGUCAAAAAAAUCAAGGAUGGUGAUGUCAUUCUAACAUACAGUUCAUCAUCUGUUGUUGAGAUGAUUAUAUUACAUGCUUAUGAGAUCGGAAAACGAUUUCAAGUUGUCAUAGUAGACUCUCGCCCCAUGCUUGAAGGCCAAGCACUACUUCAAAGACUGCUAAAGAAGGGAAUCAACUGUGCAUACACUCAUAUAAGUGCUGUUUCUUACAUUAUGCAUGAAGUCUCAACGGUUUUCCUGGGAGCAGCAUCUAUAUUAGCUAAUGGUACUGUGUACUCAAAAGUGGGGAGUGCAUGUGUUUCAAUGGUUGCUCAUGCUUUCCGUGUUCCUGUUCUGGUUUGCUGUGAAGCUUAUAAGUUUAGUAAGCGGGUGAUGCUUGAUUCAAUUUGCUGCAAUGAAUUAGGGAAUCCGAAUGCAGUUUCCCUGGUUCCUAAAAGAUUAGGUGCCAAUUAUUUGAAGAAUUGGACCGAUACAGAAAAUCUUCAGAUUUUAAAUUUAGUUUACGAUGCUACUCCAUCAGACUACAUCUCAAUGAUCAUAACAGAUUAUGGCAUGGUACCCACCACCAGUGUGCCUGUGAUUGUUCGCGAGUACGGAAAGGAGCAUCUCUUCUUAUAGUAUUAUUAUGUUCAAGCUCAUAUACAUUUUUCUCCUCAGCCGAGAUAUAAUAUUACUGAAUGGGAGGGUACUAGGGUGUGGGUGUGUAGUCGCACUUGUGCCUAACAGGUAGGAGUGGACUCGGGCUGGGCCAACCGGCCCGGAACCGGACCGGCCCGCUACUGUACGGGCCCGGACCGGCCCGGUGAACCGGUUGUUGGCCGGUUCGGGCCACCCGGCCCGGUGGGAUGGCGGUUCGGGCUCGGGCCCUUCAAAAGGUGAACCGGGCCCGAACCGGAACCGGUCCAUCCCUACUAACAGGCAAGUCAUACAUGUCAGUAUGUCACUACUAUAUAUUGGUAUAGGAUAGAAUAGGACGAUGAGCUAGUUUUGACAUUCCCAUCUAUCUGAUUAGCAGUUUUUACUAGGAAUUUAUUUAUUGAUUUAUAUGUAUUGUUAUUAGAAAAAUAAUGACAAAUUUUCACUUAUCAUAGAAUGAAUGAACAAUCUUGUGAAAAAGAUAAAUACG